This is a messenger RNA of Loa loa (African eye worm), 158 nucleotides long. RefSeq lists its product as hypothetical. The transcript has a single exon. NCBI's taxonomy places the organism in Eukaryota, Metazoa, Nematoda, Chromadorea, Rhabditida, Onchocercidae. The record is from RefSeq and is a predicted model, not a curated record. The annotation marks the transcript as partial.
UUUCGGAUCCAUGCCAGGAUGAUUCGUUGCAUGAUUGUGAUCCGGUAGCAGAAUGUUACAGCGAACAACCGGGAUAUUUCCAAUGCCGAUGUCCGAGUGGUUUUGCUGAUAUCUCAACCGAUCCACGUUUUCCUGGGAGAAAAUGUAAAAAAGGUUAG